AUGUUUUCAAGCGCCCGCAACCUUCCAUGUCCACAACCAUUUCAGUUUGCAACCAAUAUUCCUCAAUAUCUCCCAGUAUUUCCUAUUGAGUUUUUAGGGACAUGCAUCUUCUCUAUAAAUUCUACACAAGAAAUAAAGCUUACAAUCAGAGCUCUAAGCGAAAGUGAACUGUUUGGAAUUGAGAUUUUUGAAACUGAAAAUUUUCCUAAACCUUAUGAGAAGGAUCAAAGAGGGCAGUUGAAAAAAAUUAAAAAAUACUUUCCUUUAAACACAUUUCCUUUAACCUUAACAAGUGGAACCGGAUCAGUGAGUAUAUUACUUAGUUCAUAUGAUCUGCUUAAUGGAAUAAUUCCUUAUUCAAUGGAAUUUGUUGCUGUUGAAAAUAGUAAUUUAUUUUAA
Messenger RNA from Meloidogyne enterolobii, 399 nucleotides. The record is from the annotation of a GenBank genome assembly. NCBI's taxonomy places the organism in Eukaryota, Metazoa, Nematoda, Chromadorea, Rhabditida, Meloidogynidae.